This is a messenger RNA of Selaginella moellendorffii, 1394 nucleotides long. Its product is annotated as B3 domain-containing transcription repressor VAL2. The coding region runs from base 166 to 1341 and encodes 391 amino acids. Lineage: Eukaryota; Viridiplantae; Streptophyta; Lycopodiopsida; Selaginellales; Selaginellaceae. The transcript has 9 exons. The record is from RefSeq and is a predicted model, not a curated record. Gene Ontology annotation, molecular function: DNA binding.
UCCAAGACAAAGCCCUAAAGUUCCUGUGGACGAAGAAGCACUCGCAAGAUCUCCUCGACGUAGCUAGAAUGCGGGUGGAGAUUUGCGCGGGAGCGAUGCAUUGGGGCACCGUAGGCGCGAGCGCGCGAUAGGGAUCUCUGUUUCUAGGGCAGGAGGACCGGAGCGAUGGAUCAUCUCAAGCGCAAGGUCUGUUGGAACACCAAAUGCCCCGCGACCAACAGCAGCGUGUGGAAAUCCGGAUGGGGCUUGCAGUCGGGGAGAAUAGCGGAUUUGUGCGACUACUGCGGGUUGGUGUACGAGCAAUCGAGAUUCUGCGAGACUUUUCAUUCCAGUGAUGCGGGAUGGAGAACAUGUAACAAUUGUAAGAAGCCUGUCCACUGUGGAUGCAUUGCAUCAGUGUCUUCUUUUGUUCAUCUCGAUUUUGGUGGGGUUGAAUGCGUGAGCUGCGCGAAAGGAUUGACUCCAUGCAAGACAGUUGAAGGUCCGGCAAAUGUGUCCUCCGAAUCCACAUCCCUCACAAGAGUCAAGGCCUCGGAUCAAUCUUCCGAGGAUGAACAAGCAGCAUCUCUCGCUGGCUCGGUUAAAAGGCAAAAGCUAGAAAGCCCUGAAGAAAAGGAACCGCAGGACGUUCCAGCAAUCGACGAGCUCGGAGGAUGCCACAAACAGUUGGGCCCGGACGUUGUGACGGACAAGGAAAGGCAGCAGCAAACGCCGGACGGAAGCUCCACCACCGUCGUACCGUUAUUCGAGAAGACGCUCACGGCAAGUGAUGCUGGACGAAUCGGCCGCUUGGUGCUCCCAAAAGCUUGUGCUGAGGCUUUUUUUCCUCCUAUAUCUUCGCCCGAGGGAAUACCGAUCAAAAUGAGCGACUCGAAAGGCCAAGAGUGGCAAUUCCAGUUUCGGUUCUGGCCAAACAACAGCAGCAGGAUGUACGUUUUGGAAGGCAUCACUCCUUGCGUCAAAGCAUUGCAACUGCAAGCCGGUGAUGUAGUUACUUUCAGCCGGAUCGAUCCUGGAGGCAAGAUGGUCAUGGGAUAUCGAAGAAAUGCUGUGGUUCUCAAGCCCAAGGCGAAAGCUGUUAAAGAUUCCACCACUGCGUUUGCUCCAGGCUUUGUUAAUAAGAGCUUGGCAUCGAGGGAAGGCCCAGUGAGUUUUAGCUCUCCGAGAACUCCGGAGUGUUCCACGGCGAGAAGCGCUUGGGAGGAAGCUCAAGAUUGGCUUUCACCGCCGCCGGGGAUCACUCCCAGCAUCAUGACGAUCGAUGGACACAGAUUUGAGGAAUACGAGGAACCUCCUGUGAUUGUGAGAAAGGGCUUUGAUAGCUCCCCAGCUAUUGUGUGAGGAACGAGAGAGAACAAUGCAACGUAAAAAACAAAGUUACCCUUGUGGUACGG